Ciona intestinalis (vase tunicate) is the source of this 1638-nucleotide messenger RNA. Lineage: Eukaryota; Metazoa; Chordata; Ascidiacea; Phlebobranchia; Cionidae. The record is from RefSeq and is a predicted model, not a curated record.
AAUGAAAUUUCAAACUUCAUUUGCAGUUGGCGGUUUUGUUUAGUUCAUCGGAGCCUGUGGUAGGACGUGCAAUGUUAAAAGUAUUUCUCUAGUCUGGUCGUUUUGUAUGAAGUAAACCAACCACAGUGUUAUAAAGCUAGCUAUGGUACGCAGAUAUAAGUAUCCAAGGUUUCUUAGUCGUCCUCGUGGGUAUGUUGUACUUCUGCUGCUUUCUUUCCUCUGUACCAUGUAUUCAAUGCUGCAUUUCAUCUAUUAUAAACCUGGAAGAGCCAAUGCUCUUCUGUACAGAUAUCAAGCCAUGCAAGAAACGGUCAUUGAUUACGUAUAUUAUGGAGGAAUACGCAGGCGAAAAGGAAGGUUAAAUCAAGGUUCAGCAAGCACUCCUGCACAGACAAUACCUUAUCUUCCAUUAAAUUAUAAUUAUUCCAACUUUGACGUUUGUCCUGAGAAGUUUCCAGAAAUGAAGGGUCAAAUUUAUGUCAACAUGACAGAAAUACCUCUUUCUGAAGUAAACACAAAUUUUUCCCACAUUAUUCAACAUGGGGGAAGCUGGGAACCACAUGAUUGUAUAGCUGCGUGGAAUGUUGCGUUUCUCAUCCCAUUUCGAAAUCGAUUUGAACAUUUACCCAUCCUGUUCAGACACUUGCUCCCCAUGCUCAUUAAACAAAGAAUUAAAUUUUCCAUCUUCGUAAUAAACCAGGAAGGUGACGAUUUGUUCAACCGUGCAUUACUGCUAAACAUUGGCUUUGUGGAAGCAAUGAAAAUCGAUCAUUCUUUCGAUUGUUUUAUUUUCCAUGACGUUGACCACAUUCCUGAGAAUGAUCGGAAUUAUUACGGCUGCACGGGAAUGCCUCGCUUGUUCGCUGAACAACUUGACAUUCAUGGUUAUAGAUUGGAAUACGAGGAUUUCUUCGGUGGCGUUAAUGGUGUAACAACGCAGCAAUUUAAAAAUGUUAACGGAUUCUCAAACCAGUUCUGGGGGUGGGGUGGAGAAGAUGAUGAUUUCUAUACAAGAAUCAGACAUUAUGGUUACAACGUAUCUCGUCCACCAAAUAAUUAUGGAAAAUACCAAUCCAUAGUCAACCACCAUACACAAGAGAGACAAUACUUAGGAAGAUUUAGUCGGCUGAAACAUUCAGUUGAAAGGAAUUUCAUUGAUGGUUUAAACAGUCUGCACUACAAGAAACCUACUAUACGACAUUACCCGUUAUUUACUAAUAUAUCACUUAAGCUGCGCCCUGACGGAUGAAAUGGCUUCUAGAUUUUUAUGUUCUUUAACAUAAUUUUAAAUUCGUACUAUUCUGAUCUCUCUUCAAGUACUAUAUGUGUGUCUCCCUUAUCUUUGUCAAUGUGUCUCUCCUUUCCAUCUGUUUUGUAAGAUUCUUUAAUUGUUAUUGUCAUGACAUUAAAGUUUAAACCAUUUUUUUACAACACCAUUUUUCUCAAAAUGUAAUUGCUACCCUUUUUUCACUGUUUCAAUUUCAACUCCAUUUUUAUAUAGGCCUACUGUACUUCUAAAAUGUGAACACACCAUGUGUGUAAUGAACAUUGUUUACUCAGCAGAAAUGAAAUGUUUUCUACAAUUUGUGUUUUUGUUAUUAAUAAUUGGUAUUACAUUUCUGCAAUGAUUGCCUCAAA